This is a messenger RNA of Eruca vesicaria subsp. sativa (arugula), 2469 nucleotides long. NCBI's taxonomy places the organism in Eukaryota, Viridiplantae, Streptophyta, Magnoliopsida, Brassicales, Brassicaceae. The record is from the annotation of a GenBank genome assembly.
AUGGAGAAAUUCAAUCCAAGAAAGAAGAAGAUUGUAAGAAAACAAGCUCCAGAUCUUUGGAUACACAUUUUACCAAUACUUGUGUUCAGUAUACUCUUCGUCCCUCACAUCAACCAAGAAACCCUAAAUAUCACUCUGAAGACUAAACAAGGAGAAACAGAUACUUGUGCCGGAAGGUAUGUCUAUAUCCACAAUCUUCCUAGUAGAUUCAAUGAUGAUCUGAUAGAAAGUUGUGAAUCAUAUGUCGAGUUACGCAAUAAGUGUAAGUACCUGGUUAACUCUGGCUUCGGUCCACCGAUCUUGGAGGUUGAAAUUCAUAACCACACAACUCGUGUAUUAACCACAGAGACCGGUUCUUGGUACUCGACCAAUCAGUUCAUGCUUGAGGUUAUCUUCAGAGAGAAAAUGAGACACUACGAGUGUUUGACCAACGAUUCCUCUCUUUCUUCAGCGAUCUUCGUCCCGUUCUACGCUGGCUUCGACGUGAGACGCUUUUGGGGAUACAACGUGAAGCUCAGAGACGAACUCGGUGAAGAUCUUGCUCAAUGGCUUAGGGAGAGACCUGAGUGGAGGAAAAUGCACGGACGGGAUCACUUCUUUGUCACGGGACGGGUUGGUCGGGAUUUUAGAAGGGCUUCUGAUCAAGAUUCAGACUGGGGAAACAAACUGAUGCGUUUGCCUGAGUUUGAGAACAUGACGAUGUUAUCUAUUGAGACAAACUCUUUCAGCAACGAGUUUGCGGUUCCUUAUCCAACUUACUUCCAUCCAAAGACCAGAACCGAGGUUGAGACAUGGCAGAGGCAAGUGAGAAUGGUUCAGAGACGAUAUUUGUUCUCGUUUGUUGGAGCUCCAAGGCCUGAAAUGGAGGAAUCUAUAAGAGGAGAGGUUAUAAAACAGUGCCUUGCGUCACAAGAAAGAUGCAAGUUUCUUAAUUGUGAUACACCAAGUAAAGAUUGUGGUAACCCGGUUAAGGUAAUUGAGGUGUUUCAAGAUUCAGUGUUCUGUUUACAACCACCAGGAGAUACACCUACAAGGAGAUCAACCUUUGAUUCGGUUUUAGCCGGUUGUAUACCGGUUUUCUUUAGCCUUGAUUCGGUUCAGUACGAGUGGCAUUUCCCGGAUGAUCAUACCAAGUAUUCGGUUUACAUUUCAGAAGAAGAUGUAAAAGAUGGUAAGGUUAGUAUUGAGAAGGUAUUGAGUAUGAUUAGUGAAGAAGAGAUUUUGAGUAUGAGGAAUGAGGUUGAGACGAUUAUACCGAAGAUAAUCUAUGCAAAACCGGGGGAUGUAGGACCGGACAGGAUUGAAGAUGCGUUUGAAAUUGCGUUACCGAGAAAAUUGUUGAUGGAAAGAGAAACAGAGCCAAGUUCGUCGACGAAGCUGAGAAGAAGCGAUCGAGAAGAAGAAAAUGUGAAGAUUAUAGAGUGGGAGGAAUUCGACAAUGAGCUCACUCGGUUGUGGAGUCUUUCCUCUGCUCUCAAGUUAGCUACAGAGAAGAAGCUAACUCUUCAGCCAAAACUCGAGUCUCUUAUUCAGGUUAGUGCUGAAUCAUUGAGACGUAGUAAUGAGCUUGAAGAGAUGCGUCAGAGGCUGGAAGCAAAGAAAUUGAUGGUGGAUAAGACAUCGGUUGCUUGCAGAGUUACUGAGCAGGAUGUUAAAAAGAAAGAGGAUGAUCUAAGUGUAGAAGUUAGGUCUUUGCUAGUUGGUGGCACAACCCUUUCCAUCGCUAAAACCAAAUUGCAGGAGUCAAACUGCCAACUAGAAGGAGAGAGUGGUUAUGCUCAUCUAAAGAAUGCAACGAAUAAGCUGAGGAAGAGGCAGCAGUACAUGAUAACUCAAGUUUCAUUUAUCUAUCCACUGAAAAUCGAGGCUGGACCUUCGCAAGACCAAGAAUUGGAAUCACUUCCAGGUGGCAGUAGAUUAGUAGGAACUAAGCAUGUGAGUCAAGGAUCCGUGAGAAUUUUGGGGUUGCCUUUUAGUAUGGCCCCGUUUACAAAGAUGAGCUUCUUCACUGACAAGAAAGAAGUUCAGAAGUCAGCAACUGCCUUAGGAUAUGUAGCUCAUGCCGUGUCCCUAUUAGCUCCUUACUUGGGAGUGCCUAUUCGGUAUCCUUUGCGCCUAGGUGGUUCCAAAACAUAUAUUCGGGACUAUGCGCCUUACACCGAGCCUUCAGCUUCUGAUAUGUCUCCAGUUUCUUCACUCUCCGAAAAAGCUACAUUUGUAGAGUUCCCACUGUUUCUGGAUGGUCAAGAUACAACUCGAGCUGCUUAUGCUGUCUUCUUAUUAAACAAGCUCUCACACCGCUUCAGUGUCUCUUACAUCUUCUCAAGACACUUUGUGGAGAUAAAAGCAUUUUCCUUUGACUCGUACAAGUUUCAAAGCACUGUUGGUACUUUGGGAUGUGUAACAAUGCAUGAUGUUGAUGAUUCAAAGGUAACGAAAGACAAGACCAAGGGUAAAAACGGAAAGUAA